AUGAGUCGGGCCUCAGUGAAGAUCUGUAGGGACUGUCUUCCCGGCGCACUGCGCUCUUCCACGGGCGUCCGAAGUGCUGCACGGCCGCGGGGUGUUGUGCGCGAGCGCACCUAUGCCACCCAGCGAGGAUCGUCUCGGACCGUCCCAAACCGCUCGCAAAAUGAGAUUACUGCUGCGCGGGCCCUAGGCGCUCAACUACCGUUGCGCACGAGGGGGCGCUGUCUGGCUACCGCGAGCCAGGGCGCCGCUACCGCGGAGGGCCCGAAGGACUACGUCGCACCCACAGAAGGCCCGAUGAAGGAGUAUGAUACGCGCGUACAAGAGGGCCGGCUACGAGAUGACCCGUAUCAGCGAGGAAUUAUCCAAAAUCUCCAAGACCUCUUCGAAGCUCUCAAAACCUACGAUGCGCCCAAGGUCAUUCACCCUUCGGUCGAGUCUCUUGACCCGCAACCCAAGCAGUCUUUCUUCGGCUCGCUGUUCGGUAAUAAGAAAGAGAAGGCUGCGAAAUCGGCUAUCCCGGAGAACCUGCCAGAGGGUCUGUACAUGUAUGGAGAUGUGGGUUGUGGUAAGACUAUGCUUAUGGAUCUUUUCUUCGAUACGCUACCGCCGAAUAUCAAGAACAAGACCCGUAUUCAUUUCCACAAUUUCAUGCAGGAUGUACAUAAGCGCAUGCACGUUGUGAAGAUGAAGUAUGGCAAUGACUUUGAUGCGCUGCCCAUGGUUGCGGCGGAUAUUGCAGAGAUGGCGAAUGUGCUCUGUUUCGAUGAGUUCCAGUGUACGGAUGUUGCUGAUGCUAUGAUUCUGCGAAGACUCAUUGAAGUCCUCAUGUCUCACGGCGUCGUCAUCGUCACAACUUCCAACCGUCACCCAGACGACUUGUACAAGAACGGCAUUCAGCGCGAAUCGUUUAUCCCCUGCAUCAACCUCCUCAAAUCCGAACUGAAAGUCAUCAACCUCAACUCCCCGACCGAUUAUCGAAAGAUCCCCCGCCCCCCCGCAGCCGUCUACCACCACCCCCUGGACGCAGAUGCCGAACAACAUGCGAAGAAAUGGUUCGAUUUCCUCGGUGAUCCUAUUGAUGAUCCUCCCCAUCCAGCCACACAGGAAGUUUGGGGUCGCACGAUCCGGGUGCCUCGGGCCAGCGGCAAGGCUGCACAAUUUACCUUCAACGAGCUGAUCGGCACCGCUACUGGUGCAGCGGAUUAUCUUGAGCUGGUGCGCCACUAUGAUGCUUUUAUCGUGACAGAUGUCCCAGGCAUGAACCUGAACCAGCGUGACCUCGCCCGUCGGUUCAUUACUUUCAUUGACGCGGUUUAUGAGAGCAGGGCAAAGCUCGUCCUCACAACCGAAGUCCCCCUGACAAACCUCUUUCUCUCGGAGAAAGAUGUCAAGGAUGGCCUGAAGGUGCAGGCGCUGAAAAACACGUCUAUUUUCAGCGGUGACGAGGAGCGCUUUGCAUUUGCACGCGCUUUGUCGCGGCUUUCGGAGAUGGGAAGUCGGGAGUGGGUCGAGCGGGGCCUUGGAGUUGGAAAGACGCCCGAGGAGGGUAAGGAAGAGAGAGAGGCUUGGUUGAAAACCAGGAGUCAUUGGAGCGAGGAUAAUAUGUGA
Penicillium maclennaniae is the source of this 1608-nucleotide messenger RNA. Its product is annotated as AFG1/ZapE family ATPase. Lineage: Eukaryota; Fungi; Ascomycota; Eurotiomycetes; Eurotiales; Aspergillaceae. Gene Ontology annotation, molecular function: ATP binding; ATP hydrolysis activity. Gene Ontology annotation, cellular component: mitochondrion; cytoplasm. The transcript is spliced from 5 exons. The coding region runs from base 1 to 1608 and encodes 535 amino acids. The record is from RefSeq and is a predicted model, not a curated record. Gene Ontology annotation, biological process: protein quality control for misfolded or incompletely synthesized proteins.